This is a messenger RNA of Triticum aestivum (bread wheat), 4970 nucleotides long. RefSeq lists its product as uncharacterized. NCBI's taxonomy places the organism in Eukaryota, Viridiplantae, Streptophyta, Magnoliopsida, Poales, Poaceae. The coding region runs from base 1060 to 4035 and encodes 991 amino acids. The record is from RefSeq and is a predicted model, not a curated record. The transcript has 4 exons.
CCCAUUCGUUUAUCCUGCCACCAAAACGUUUGACACUGUUCUUCUAAUUCCUCCGUCUUCUAAUAGCUAGAAGCAUCAUUUCCGUUUCAACUUUUGCUGGUGUUUUUACUCGCUUCUGAGGUUUCACAUCCAGUCUAGGAUUAAUCUUUCUUCUAAUCAUCAAUACAAAAAAGACAAAAAUAGUUGGAGUUUCCCCCUUUCGAUUCUUGUUCUCUCACAUAUAAAUAGUAGCCUUUCUUUCUAGUGAUCAAUACAAAAAACAAAAAAAUAUGUGCAUGUUCCACUUUUAAUCCCCUUUUCUAGUCAUCAUUUCAAAAGAAAACUAAAAAUCUAUAAGUAUUUUCCCCGCUUAUUGUUGUCGUUUCACACAUACCAAAUAUUAUUUGUUUCUAGUGAUCUGUACAAAAAAAGUGAUUGCAUGCUCCACUGUGCCAUUGGUCUUCCACAUCUACAUUGCAAUCCCUUUUCCUACUGAUAAACAUUGAGAAAAUAUCGUUAGCAUUUCCCAUUACUGUUGAUUUUUCAGACCCGCAACUACUCAAUUUAUCUAGCUCUAAAUUUCAAUUAAAAAACAAAGACAAAAAAAAGUCAUUGGCAUUCCAUCAUUGCUAUUGUGUUGUUCUCUUAUCCUGGCUUCGCUCUCUUUUCUAUGGAUGAAUACUGAAAAAAACGAAAAAUCAUUGGUUUCACCGCGUUGUUGUUUGCCCUCGUUUAUCAUUGCUUGCUUUUCUAGUUACCAUCCACCAGAAACACCAAAAGAUUGUCGGCUUGUCCCACUACUGAGUUUUUAAGUAAAUCUGGUCGAUCAGGCCAUUUCUUGGCAUCCAUAUUAUGGUGCCUAAUUCAACUGCCAGGACCGUACAAGGAAGCUAGUGUGCAGCUUUUAAGCAGAACAUGGACAAUUAAUAUUUAUUUGGCAGCCUUGAGUUCAAGUAUUGCUGAAUAUAUGUAUCUCGGUGAUCUAAGAACCUACAUGACAUUAUAUUAUACAAAGUUAUCCCGAGUUCAGGUUCCUUCGCCGCUGAGAGGUUUAAUGGAUACCGUGAGACGGAAGCAUAUAUGCAGUUGGACGAUGAUCUGUUCGGCUCUUAUCUCGUGGGUUGGAAUAUUGGGGUGGGGCCCAUGGCUUCAUACACACGAGCCAUAUCAGGACUGGCCGAGGAGACAAUCCUUAAGUACGAAAGAGAAGUCAAACACGUGAUAAAGGUGGAUCUGAAGCCCACGCCAACGGCAGAGGAAGCCCAAGGAAGGGGCUUCAUGAGCACCAAGUACCAGCUGGCCCUCGCUGCAGCAAAGGAGCUCGGCCUGCUCGACCAAGAAUACAACAGGCUCAAGGAAAAGCAUGACCAGCUACACUACUACAUCUACGGGUCCUGUGAUGGUGUUAUCUCUUCAGAUUUGGAGUAUCACGUGCGGUACAUUAUGGUUCCUCAGAUCAUCAAACAAUUGUUAACCGAGAGGUACUUGCUAGUGGCUGAGAACCUCCAGUGGCCAAUUGAGCCUGGCAGUUUUACACGGGAUUGCGGGCUUCCUCUGCCCGACUGGGCAAAUUCUUAUUGGCUCAUCUCCACCACUUCUCAUGAUGCCUACAACAAGAGCAAGUCAGAAGACGAAAGAGUUAUAUCCAUUGACAAAGAUGAACAGGUUGUGGUGCUUACCCUCUAUGCACUACAUCAAUCGACAGAGCACAUAUUCAACACGAUCCGACAAGAAACCAAGGAAUAUUGGCAUAGCAUAGCCCUGCAAUGCUUCUACUAUGUCAUGACGAUCUUUGCGAAGCAUUCACAAGUGGCAGCUAUCACCUCACACGAGCUCAUCCACCAUUGGGCCGCCCAAGGCAUCUUGCCUGGAAUGAGCUUCAUAGAAGAAGAAGAAGAAGAAACCAGCAUCAUCAGCAGCAAGUGUUCAAGUAUGCAUCGACUUGGAAGGGUCAUCCUUGAAGCAUUUGAGAAAUACUCUUUGCUGCAGCUACCUUUUUCUCCGGUUGAUGAAGCUUAUGAAGCCACCAAUACCGGUGCACAAUUCUUAGCAUACCAUGGCCUCAUUGCAGAAGACAUCACAAGUGAUGAACUCUUUGAUAACAAGAAGAAAUGGAUUUCAUUCGUCGGUGACCAUGGAUGUCAUGUAAGCCGAGAAUGGUUGAGCCCAGAGGAAACAAAGGGGGCAACUUCACUUAUUCUAAGAGGUUGCUCAGAUCGAUCGCCCAUUCUUUCCAAGUUGGACCAUUUCUUGCCCAAACUUUGUUUUCUCCGUGUUCUUGAUCUCUCCUACACACCAAUAAAAGCACUCCCUUCUUCCAUUGGUUGUCUACAUAAACUUCGGAUGCUCUCACUUAGAGGCUGCCAUGAUCUGAAAACUCUUUCCAGUUCAUCCACAACAAAUGCCACAGACUCAUCAACAAAUAUUAGUUCAUCAUCACCAUUGUCCACUCUAUACAAGCUAGAAAUUCUUGAUAUGAAUGGUGUUCCUGUUUCUCAUCUGACACAAGAAGUGGCCAACGAAAAGAGCAAUUUGAUACACCUGGACAUGUCAAAUUCAGAAAUAUCUGCUUUCCCUCAUACUUUUUUCGAGGACAUGUCAAAUCUGGAGGAGCUUAUGCUGACCAGCUGCUCCAACCUUGUGGAGCUACCUCCUUCAAUGGCUUCUCUAUCCAGCCUAAAGACCCUUGAGGUCACAGGGACUCAAAUGAAAUAUUUCCCGCAAAAGAUAUUUGAAGAAAUGAACCAACUACAGUCGUUGAAGCUCAUUGACAACAAGGAAUUGAUUUCAUUCACAAGACCAAUCUCUGGUGUUCAGGGAAUCAAAUUGGAAGGGCAUCCUAGCAUUGUAUCGUUCAUGCUGAUUGGCACAACUCAUAUAAGGUGUUUGUCCUUGCAUGGAUGUAGAAAACUCGAGUCUGUUGAGAUCAAGGAUCUUAGUGAUUUGGAGGAGCUUGAUUUGUCUAGUACAGCUAUGAAGGAGCUCUCUGCCGACAUCCCUAAUCUUCCCAAGCUUAGGAGAUUAUUCCUCGUGGGUGUUCCUUCCCUGAGGCGAUUUCCUUGGCAUGAGCUGGAGAGACUCCCGGAUGUGUUUUACUUGGAUCAUUGUUCAGAAGGAAAUGGCAAUCAUUCUAAUCAAGUUACCCAAGUGUGUGUUACUAACCCUAGGUUCUUCCAUAGCUUCCGUGACACUGCUGCAGAUUUAGUUAGAGCUGGACGGUUUUUCCAAUCAUUCUAUGUUCAAGUGGCACCAUGCAUUACAAAUAGCAGACGGCAAGAAGAUGAAGAAGGUAUCCUAGAUUGCAAGUUGCAGGAGUUGCUGCAGAAUCAAUUAACAUAUGUGGAUGUAUAUAGCAGCCGCUUUGCAGAGGAAAUUAUAAUUGCAUCGGCCAUUACAGUUCCCCUUCACCGGACUGAGCGCCAUCUAGACAUCACAAGGAUGCAAGAGACACAUGAUGGUUUAUAUGGUCUUCUAAACGUCACGAAAUCAGUGUCAGUGACAUAUGACACUUCUAUCUACACAUUUAAUGACCUGAGCAGUUUCAUCGAGCUAGAAGAAUGUGAGCUUCGUUUGUGCCAUAAAAUGAAAGGAGUUGUAUCUUACACUCAAGGCUUGAAAAAACUACGCAACAUGCAUGUCUGUAAUCUCAAAAGGCUAGUUUGGUUCUGUUCAGAGUAUAGUUAUUCUGACUUCGGUAGACUAGAGCACCUGCACUUAGAGGACUGCCCAAGAUUGGAGCACGUGGUGCCACAUACAGCAACACUGCCAUGCCUCAAGACACUUGACAUCUUGUUCUGCUACAACCUUAAGACAAUUUUCAUCAGCAAUUAUACGCAAGAUGAAAGUUAUCAGCUCCCAAGCCUCCAAAGCAUACGCCUCCAAGAGGUGCCACUGCUCCAGCACUUCCAUGACAAGGACGCCACCAUGACAGCACCGAUGUGGAAGGAGCUACACAUCCGAGGGUGCUGGAGCCUCCGACGCCUCCCGCGCCUACAAGGACGCAAGCCGGGGAUGGUGAAGGUCAACGGUGAGAGGACCUGGUGGAGCAAGCUCUAGUGGGGCUCAGCCCUGCACCGCGACAGCUACGACCCCAAGCUCCCCCCGGAGUUCGCCUCCUUCGAUGAGUCUGCCAGGAUGAGCAGCUACCUCAGAUGAAUCAAUGCUCCAUCCAUCUAUCGGUUGGUGUUCCACCAUACGUCCGCCUCAGCGCCGCAUUAUAGAAUACAGUUAUCCCUUGUUACAGUUAAUGUAUAUAUCUGAACCACCCUGCUCUGCAAGAUGAUACUUACAGUCUCCAGGUGCUUCCAUUGCUCCAUCACAGUGCCGGUGUUGAAGGACCUCCACGUCUGAGAGUGUUGGAGCCUACGAUGCCUCCGGUGCCUGCCCUAUUAACAGUGUUCCACCAUACACCAGAGUACCUUCCUCAACACUACCUUAUUAAGAAUGUUCCAUCAUACAUCCAUACCAUAGUGUCCAUCCAUAACAUAGAUGCCACCCACGUGCAUACCCCUUCCUCCGUAUACACCUGCAUGCCAUCUAUAUGAGUUUAGAGGGGUUUUUUCGAAAUAAAAGUCCAAUUUCCCUCGUUAUUGUCGACUGCCACUUUGUCUCCCGUGGAAUCAGGUUUACUUUUCCUUGUUCCAACACAUUUUAUUCGAGUGUCCACUAUCCUAUGUUGGUGAUGUAUGUGUAAGGUAUGUAAUGCUGGUGUUUAGCAUGCGAUAUGUUUAAUUAUCAAGUGUGUCUCUGGACUUUAAGUGGCAUAUAUAUUUCUUUAAUUCGGACGUUGUGUUUGACUACAAGUGUGUUGUACUCCUACCAGCAUCUCUGGUUUUAUUUGUCAAGAUCCAUUUCAAUGUAUGAUUCAAGUUUUGUGGGAAUUCUAUUGGGAAAAAAGACACUGAGAUUUGUUAAAAAACAGAAAUAUUUUUUUCAGGUUAAGUUAUGAAGCAGCUUGAAACAAGGGUUGCAGAUUUCUAUUGCUAGUGUAC